CACCUUGGAUGAAGGGCUGCUGGCCCUCGGCAAUGACCAAGUUCAUGCCGGUGCUGGUAAUCGGCGCAUCCAGUUCAGCACGGACAUUGGUGUUAUAGUCGUCGCAUCCCACGUAAAUGUUACGUGGGUUGGCCAUCAUGGCGAUCCCGGCCUUGACGUUUGGGAUCAGAGCCGCCUGGGUGAGAAACAAAGCGUCGACCGUUGGGUGUGCGUCCAGUCACAGGACUGUUAUCGACCUCAACCAAGAUCACUGUAUCACUCACGGUGAUGUCGGCGUUGAAUUUCAGGUUCUUCCCCGUAACCGCAUUGUAUCCGUCCAAUGCACCCGUGCAGCGCUGGACGGCGUAGGUCGCAUCAAGGUUGAGCGUGAUGCACAUCGGGUUGUGCACGUUGUAGGGGUUGCUGCCCAGGGCCUUGCCGAGAGCGACUCCUCUGGAUGAAUAUGCAGAUGUCUUCAGCGACGGCAGCAAUGGUGCCAAUGGGUUUUAUCUCGUCAUAUCCAUUGUUGUAAGAACCAAUGGCAGCGCCACCUUGAGCGGCGGCCGUCAAGAGAGGAAGAGUGAUAGCCUGAGUGUGAAGCGUGGAGAUCAAUCCCAUGCUGUGAGCGGCGAUCGCAUCGCGGAUCUGCUGGGGUAGUGUUCCUU
This is a messenger RNA of Fimicolochytrium jonesii, 644 nucleotides long. RefSeq lists its product as uncharacterized. The coding region runs from base 117 to 440 and encodes 107 amino acids. The transcript has 3 exons. The record is from RefSeq and is a predicted model, not a curated record. Lineage: Eukaryota; Fungi; Chytridiomycota; Chytridiomycetes; Spizellomycetales; Powellomycetaceae.